AUGGCGUUGACGACGGCUGCCCUGGUUGCUGGCGGCGCCAGUGUGGCCGCAUAUCUAAAUGCCAAAUACCACAUCCAUCGCGAUCUCUCUACAAUAACCAAGACCAAAUCCGCCGAACGCGCCACCGCGCGUGCAGCGGCAAAUGGCACCCUGUCAGCCUGGAAUUUCUUCGCUGAGCAGGUGAAGAAGCAGCCCAAUGCAACGUGCAUCUGGACGCGAGAGGCGGAAUUCACCUUCCAAGAAGCCCACGACAUGGCGUGCCAGUACGGGCACUACUUGCUCUCCCUCGGCGUCAAGCGCGGCGACCUGGUUGCGGUCUAUCUCCAGAACUGUUCCGAGUUUCCGAUUCUGUGGCUGGGAUUGUGGGCCAUUGGCUGUUCUCCGGCUCUGAUCAACUACAACCUGGCCGGGCCGGCGCUCAUGCACUGCUUAAAGGUUAGCAGUGCGGAGAUCCUGAUCGUCGACUCCGAUCCGGAUUGCGCGGGCAGGGUUGAGGAACAGCGGGCGGCAAUCGAGGGGGAGUUGAACAUGAAACCCUUGCUUCUGGAUGAAAACUUGAAAUCGUAUAUUGCGACUUUCCCAUCCGCCGUCCCUGAUGAGUCGUUCCGAAAGGGCAUUGAGGGCGGGUCGCCAGCCUGCCUGUUCUACACGAGCGGCACAACGGGUCUUCCCAAGGCGUCCGCAUUCACCACGUCGCGAAUGUACUAUUCGAUUCUGACGAGUGAUUUAUUUGAAAGCUCCCGAGGGUCGCGGGACCGCUGGUACAACUGCAUGCCCCUGUAUCACGGCACGGGAGGCGUCAGGCUCCAGGUCUGCCUGUGCCGCGGCGACUCGGUCGCGAUUGGAAAGAAAUUCAGCACUCGGAACUUUUGGAGAGAUGUGAUCGACUCCGAGUCGACGCAUUUUAUCUACGUGGGCGAGACCGCCAGAUACCUCCUUUCGGCGCCUCCGUCGCCGCUGGACCGGCAGCACAAGGUUCGCGGCAUGUACGGCAACGGAUUGCGGCCCGAUGUGUGGGAGCGGUUCCGAGAGCGAUUCGGGGUCCCGUCCAUCUGCGAAUUCUUCAAUAGCACGGAGGGGAUGUUUGGCUUGCUGAACAUCAACCACGGGCCCUACAGCGCCGCGUGCGUGGGCCACCACGGGCUGAUCCUCCGCAAGCUGUUCCACAACACGUACAUCCCCGUUGCGAUCGACUCGGUAACGGGGGACAUUCUCCGCGACCCGGCCACGGGCUUCGCCACGCGCAUGUCGUACGAGGAAGGCGGGGAGAUGAUCGUCGCGGUGGCCAACGAGAGUGCGUUCCAGGGGUACUGGAAGAACCCAGAAGCGACAUCGAAGAAGUUUGUGCGGGACAUCUUUGAGAAAGGGGACCUGUAUUACCGCACGGGGGAUGCGCUGCGGCGCACCGCGGACGGGCACUGGCACUUCCUCGACCGGCUGGGGGACACGUUCCGGUGGAAGUCGGAGAACGUGUCGACGGCGGAGGUGGCGGUGGUGCUGGGGGAGUUCCCGGGGGUGCUGGAGGCCAACGUGUACGGGGUGCUGGUGCCCAACUACGAGGGCCGCGCGGGGUGUGCGGCGCUGCAGCUGGAUCCGUCGGUGCGCGAGCGGUUCGACUGGGCGGGGCUGGUGCGGCAUGCGCGGGAGAAGCUGCCGCGGUAUGCGGUGCCGGUGUUCAUCCGGGUGGUGGAGGCGUCGGAUCACAUCCACAACAACAAGCAGAACAAGGUGCCGCUGCGGGACGAGGGGGUUGACCCGGCGAAGAAGGGGACCAAGGUGAAGAACGGCGGGGCGGAUCGGGUGCUGUGGAUGAAGGCGGAGGAGGACACGUAUAACGCUAGACGAGAAAUGUACACGCAAAAUAAACAUACAACGCUCCGGGGAAUCACAACACUAUCAAACUAUAAACCAAUGGACCGCUGCGGCCACUGCAGCGCCUCCUCCCACUGGGGACCCUUGGGCUCAAAGGCGGCGGACAGCUCGACGAUGAGGGCGCGGCCCGAGUUCCUGGCCCACCAGCGGCUGCCGUCGAGCUCGUGCAGCAGGACGCCCCAGUGCAUGAGGAUGAGGACGGGCAGGGGCUCCUGGUUCUGGACGGCAAAGACAAAGUCCUUGUCGACCAUGGCGAGCCAGCCGAGGACGGCGUCGAUGUUGGCGACGAGGGCGAAGCGGCGGAAGCAGCGGUGCAGCAGGGUGAUGGCGUCCUGGCUGAUGCGGUGCAGGGACGGGUUUGCGGUGUCGAGGGUGUCGUCGUUGAGGGUGGCGAGGCGCUUGAGGGCGAGCUCGGUGUGGUCGUCGAUGCGGUCGGCGGCGGGACGGGCCCAAAAGUCGGACUUGGAGGCGAAGAUGGUGCCCUCGUGCAGCCAGGGGCGGGUGAGCUUGAAGAUGUUGCCGACGCCCUGCAGCAGCUCAAAGACGAAGAUGAUGUUCUCGGCCAUGGAGCUGCCGCGGUCGCGGUCAGAGGUCAUCUGCGGCAGGGCGAUGCCGAGGGCGGUGGUGAUGACAGAGUGCGCGAGCACGGGCUCGCAGUUGACGGGCGUGAUGUUGUCGAGGGCGAGGCGGAAGGGCCCGAUGGCCAGGUUGUAG
Uncinocarpus reesii 1704 is the source of this 2586-nucleotide messenger RNA. RefSeq lists its product as uncharacterized. The transcript has 4 exons. Gene Ontology annotation, molecular function: long-chain fatty acid transmembrane transporter activity; long-chain fatty acid-CoA ligase activity. The record is from RefSeq and is a predicted model, not a curated record. Lineage: Eukaryota; Fungi; Ascomycota; Eurotiomycetes; Onygenales; Onygenaceae. The coding region runs from base 1 to 2586 and encodes 861 amino acids.